Messenger RNA from Pteropus alecto (black flying fox), 1296 nucleotides. RefSeq names its product neuronal differentiation 4 (gene NEUROD4). NCBI's taxonomy places the organism in Eukaryota, Metazoa, Chordata, Mammalia, Chiroptera, Pteropodidae. Gene Ontology annotation, molecular function: protein dimerization activity. The transcript has 2 exons. The record is from RefSeq and is a predicted model, not a curated record. Bases 301 to 1296 code for a protein of 331 amino acids. Gene Ontology annotation, biological process: nervous system development; regulation of DNA-templated transcription.
AACCAGGGAAAGGAGAUACUGAAGACCGAUUAAACCAGCUGCAACUGGGGAUCAGCCCGAAGUCGUCCUGGGGGAGCAGGCAGAACUCCAAGGAAGGAGUAGAAUAAGUAGCAGUUAGAGAAACCAGACCCGCUGGCAUUCCUAAGAGGCACUGGCCAGGUUUAAUUAACAUGGAUCGCUAAAAGCACCUCUUUCUCCUAUGAUCUGGAUGAUCAGAUAGACUUGGCUUCUCUCAGCCUCCUCCAGGACACAGGUUCACAGAGUUCACACCAGGGACUGCCACUGACAGAGAAUCUGGAAAUGGCAAAAACUUAUGUGAAACCCAAGGAGAUGACAGAGUUGGUCAACACACCGUCGUGGAUGGACAAAGGUCUGGGCUCUCAGAAUGAGAUGAAGGAGGAGGAGAGAAGACCAGCUGCCUAUGGGAUGCUUGGCAGCUUAGCUGAAGAGCAUGAUAGCAUUGAGGAAGAAGAAGAGGAGGAAGUGGAUGGGGAGAAGCCUAGGAGAAGGGGUCCCAAGAAAAAGAAGAUGACAAAAGCUCGCCUUGAGAGAUUUAGGGCUCGACGAGUCAAGGCAAAUGCUAGAGAACGGACUCGGAUGCACGGCCUGAAUGAUGCCCUGGACAACCUGAGGAGAGUCAUGCCGUGUUACUCUAAGACCCAAAAGCUCUCCAAGAUAGAGACCCUUAGAUUGGCCAGGAACUACAUUUGGGCUUUGUCUGAGGUCCUGGAAACUGGCCAGACACCGGAAGGGAAGGGCUUUGUGGAGAUGCUCUGUAAAGGGCUUUCUCAGCCCACAAGCAACCUGGUGGCCGGAUGCCUCCAACUGGGCCCUCAGUCUGUCCUCUUGGAGAAGCAUGAGGAGAAACCUCCUAUUCGUGACUCUGCCAUCUCUGUCCACAACUUCAACUAUCAGUCUCCUGGGCUCCCCAGCCCUCCUUAUGGCCAUAUGGAAACACAUCUUAUUAAUCUCAAACCCUCAGUAUUCAAGAGUUUGGGAGAACCAUCUUUUGGGAGUCAUCCACCUGACUGCAGCACACCGCCUUAUGAGGGCCCUCUUACUCCACCCCUGAGCGUCAGUGGGAACUUCUCCUUGAAGCAAGAUGGCUCUCCUGACCUGGAUAAAUCCUACAACCUCAUGCCACAUUACCCUUCCGCAAGUCUAAGUUCAGGGCAUGUGCAUUCAACUCCUUUUCAGGCUGGUACCCCUCGCUAUGAUGUUCCCAUAGAUAUGUCCUAUGAUUCCUACUCCCACCAUAGCAUUGGGGCUCAACUCAAUACAAUCUUCACCGAUUAG